Molecule: messenger RNA, 411 nt
Organism: Scylla paramamosain (green mud crab)
Lineage: Eukaryota; Metazoa; Arthropoda; Malacostraca; Decapoda; Portunidae
Product: DNA-directed RNA polymerase II subunit RPB1-like
Exons: 1
Coding region: 1-411 (136 amino acids)
Source: RefSeq, a predicted model, not a curated record
AUGGUGCGGCGCUCCCAGGCUCUCCCAGACUCUCCUAGACUCUCCCAGACACUCCUAGACUCUCACAGACAUUACCAAACUCUCCCAGACACUCCCAGUCACUCUAAGGAUUCUCGCAGGACUCUCCCAGACACUCCUAGAUUCUCACAGACAUUACCAGACUCUCCCAGCCACUCUAAGGAUUCUUCCAGACUCUCCCAGACAUUCCCAGAAACUCACAGACACUCACGGAGUCUCCCAGACACUCCCAGACAUUCCCAGACACUCCCAGACACUCCCAGACAUUCCCAGGCAUUCCCAGACACUCCCAGACACUCCCAGACAUUCCCAGACAUUCCCAGACACUCCCAGACACUCCCAGACACUCCCAGACUCUCCCAGACCUUUCUAAACUCUCUCAGACGCUCCUAG